Molecule: messenger RNA, 1258 nt
Organism: Neltuma alba
Lineage: Eukaryota; Viridiplantae; Streptophyta; Magnoliopsida; Fabales; Fabaceae
Product: transcription factor RAX3-like
Exons: 3
Coding region: 188-1159 (323 amino acids)
Source: RefSeq, a predicted model, not a curated record
CUUUCACUCUCACCUUCUCUUUAUAUAUAUAGAACCACCAAUAUUUUCAUUACCUUCAUCACCAUCACACCGGCGGCCACCAUCAUCCUCCUUGACGAGAGAGGUUGGCUUUAUUUAAAAGUGAUCCAUACUCUCAAAUCAGUCCAAUCGGUAAACACAGAGAGAGUACAAAUAGAAGGAAGGAUCGAUGGGGAGGGCUCCUUGCUGCGACAAAGCCAACGUGAAGAAAGGGCCAUGGUCGCCCGAGGAAGACGCCAAACUCAAAGCUUACAUCGAGCAGCACGGCACCGGCGGCAACUGGAUAGCGCUUCCUCAAAAGAUAGGACUUAAGAGAUGUGGGAAAAGCUGUCGUCUCAGAUGGUUGAAUUAUCUUCGCCCCAACCUCAAGCAUGGGAGUUUCUCAGAAGAAGAAGACAACAUAAUUUGCAGCCUCUAUGUUAGUAUUGGAAGCAGGUGGUCUAUAAUAGCGGCGCAAUUACCAGGGAGAACCGACAAUGAUAUAAAGAACUACUGGAACACCAGGCUGAAGAAGAAGCUACUGGGGAAGCAGCGUAGGCAACAAGAAGCCCAAGCUCGCCGAGCUAACACGCUUAAGCAAGAACUUAAGAGACAGACUAAUAAUUUGGUGCUGAUGAACCAAGCUCCUUCUUUGUCUGUGCAUCAGCCCUCUGCAAGUGCUUCGAUCCAAGAGUCCUACGAUCUCAACAAUAAUCUAAGAAACCUUUUAACUAAACUAGGUGGAAACUUCUCCCCUGAUGAUCAUAUCCCUCAAUACCCAUAUGAAUGUGACCCUUUCUUCUUCCCCCAAGACCAGCUAUAUCCAGUUCCAAACUCAGUGAUAAACGAUUGCAGUACUUCGAACGUCUUUGAAGGAUUUCAAAUUGAAAACUUGCCGAGUAAUGAUUUGAGCCAGAUGGGCUGUGUGAACACUACUACGCAGCAAAUGGAUGGAUUUCAGAGUUGCAGUGGAGUAAUGGAGUCGUCUACGGCCACCACUUCAACGGAAAGUACCAGUUGGGCAGACAUGAGCUCUCUGCUUAAUUACUCUCCGAACAUGGUUUCCGAAUACCAAGAAAUAAUGUUGCCUCAAGAUGUUGCUUUCGAGGAUUCUGCCUACUUUGGACACAAUAAUAACUUCUCUGUACAUGGGAUGGUCUGAAUUUUGUAGUGCUCCUCGCACAAAACCUUAACGAUCGAUUUCACUUUCACCCUUGUACGUGAUUCCAUUAUCUUAGUUGUUAGCUUUGCUUUUUCGUUA